AUGUCCAGUGCUAUGCUCUACCUGAUGCUCUGCAAGAUUGGUGUGCGACGAAAAGUGCAGACUUUUCCUGGGAAAAUGGUAAACACUGUCUAUAGUGAUGAGGAAAAGGGAAUUCAAGACAAGGAAAGCAAGGAGGAGUCCAUCUUGGCCAUGUUGGGCAUCAUCGGGACCAUUCUCAACUUGGUAGUCAUCAUCUUUGUCUACAUCUACACUACUUUGUAG
Messenger RNA from Lampris incognitus (smalleye Pacific opah), 222 nucleotides. RefSeq names its product protein TUNAR-like. The record is from RefSeq and is a predicted model, not a curated record. The transcript has 2 exons. Lineage: Eukaryota; Metazoa; Chordata; Actinopteri; Lampriformes; Lampridae. The coding region runs from base 1 to 222 and encodes 73 amino acids.